AUGGAAACGAAAUAUAGAGGAGAAGACGCUCAAGGGCGUCACCUUACAAUGCUAAAGAGGAAAGCACCCGAGACAGACCAAAAGCUGGACUCUGCACCAUCUGGAAAAGCCAAGCCACGUCUUGUGAAGGGAGAAACCUAUGAAAUGCAGUCCACUGACACAAUCAACCCGUCUCCUGCUCCGUCUGAAGGACUCCGGUCGAGCCCUGUACACGGACAACAAAAACCAUCUGAUGGGCUCAAGCCGUCUGCUGGAUCCAGUAAAAAAGCUGAAUCAAAAGUAUCUGAGAAAUUCAGAAAACCAGAUGAAGCGAUAGCAACUGAGGGAGCCAUUACAUCCCCUACAAGCAGAAAACGAAUAGAAACUAAGGGCGAAGUAGCACAUAAGACGGAGCGCAGAGCUGUGUUGAAGGGAGAGUUGGAAGAGACUAAACCAACAACAAUCGAAAAGGGCUGUUGGGCUAAAAUGGUUGGCUUUUGCUGUGGAUCCGAAGGUAAAAAUGAACAGAAUAAGGAGCCUAAUUCGUCGAAAACAGUAAAGCAAGAAAAGGAACCUUAUAGGAAGAAAGAGGAGCAACAAUUGCUAAUGACAUCUGCGGGAUCCGAGCCACUUCCUAUAUCAAGGAAAGAACAAGGUGAACUAACUUCAUCCGCGAAACCUAGAAAUCCAGAUGGAGCAAUUGCAGAUGAAAACAUAAAAAAACAAAGCGAACAAGUUCCAUCUGAGCCAUUUAAGCCAACCCAUGAAACCAAAGAGAUCAAUAAACCAAAAAUGCUAGAAAUGCAACCUCCUGUACGCAGAAAACAUGAUCAAGCAACAAAAGAAACACGACGGACGGAGGAAGUUCGGGAUGGAAUCCAGAAAAGGGAUAGUUUAAAGAGAGAACAAUAUGAACCACAAUCGGUUGAACCCCAUAUAUCAAGACCUUUACGCCGAAAUAUAGAUGCAUAUAAAAUGAGCGAAGAAGUGGACAGACCGGCUUAUAUACCAAAAGAUUUCAGAAAAUCAGCUGAUUCGAGACUAGAACGUUAUUUGAGUGAAGUCUAUCUAAAAGGGACGCCGAAAGUGCGGCGUGUUGCUUCAGAUACUUGGAACCCAUCUGCACCAUCAAUUGGUGUUCCAGUGUCACGAACACCUAAAAAACCACGGGAUAAAUCACCUUUGGAUGAUAAGGACGUAUCGAUGUUUACCUUUGCAUGUCCCAGUAAAUCAACACCUCUAAGUAAAGACACAUCGCCUUUACAAAACCAAUCAACGCCAUAUGUAGUAGAUCCAUAUGGAGUGGAUAGAUUGAUACCUAGCACAAAAAAAAAGAACAUAAUUAUUCCAACCUCUAAACACUCACGUGGAGAUAGACCUCCUUUGGAAAGGAGCGGGCGUGUAGAAGAAUUGGAAGCAAAUGAAAUUGAUGAGUCGAUGUCGGCUUCCGCACCUGCCAACACUUCAACACCUAAAAGCCCACGUGAAGGUACAUCUCCUUUACGAAGUCAAUCAACACCAUAUGUAAUAUAUGAUGGAACGGCCGUAUCCCGUAAGGUGGCAAUACAUCAAAAAUCACGAGAAGAUAGGGACCCUACACGCGGAAGAAAACUGCGCGAUGAGUUUGAGUCACAUAAAAUGGAGGAAUCCAACUCUAGUCCAGCUCAAUCCUUUCUAAAAGGAACACCGAAAGUGCAUCGGGUCGCUUCAGAUACUUGGGAUCCCGUUUCCCCAUCACUAUCUUCUCCAUUACCUGCAGAAACGCACGAAGAUAAAGCGACAUCAGCAAGUACUCCAAAAGAAAGUGUAACCGGGCGUAAUUUGGGUGAAAAAAAUCGAGCGGCUGCUAGGAAAUCAGAAGGCACGAAAUCCGAAAACCAUUCUCCGUCUCCGGAAACUUCGAAAAAGCAGCGUUCGCCCCCUCGCCGUAAGACUGGAUGA
Messenger RNA from Glossina fuscipes, 1920 nucleotides. Its product is annotated as proteoglycan 4-like. Bases 1 to 1920 code for a protein of 639 amino acids. Lineage: Eukaryota; Metazoa; Arthropoda; Insecta; Diptera; Glossinidae. The transcript has a single exon. The record is from RefSeq and is a predicted model, not a curated record.